AUGCUCAGGAGGUUGGAAAAGCGUAUAUACAUUCCGUUACCUGAUUUCAAAACUCGAGUGGAUCUCUUCGAGAAGUUUCUUAACUCGAAUACUAUUGAAUUGUAUCCGAAAGUGGACUUCCAGGAGUUGGCCGCGAAGACCGACGGUUACUCCGGCAGUGAUAUCAAGCUGGUCUGCAAGGAAGCACUCAUGUCCGCAGUACGGAAGAUGUUGCCAAAUAUGAUUGGUAAAGUCGUUAAUAAGGAUAACAUUUUGCAACAUUCAUGGCCAGCUGUUACAGCGGUAUGUGUUUACGCGUGGCGUUGUGUGGAACCUAACGCUAGCUCCGCACGCUGGCGUUGCUACAGACAGCAAAUAGGCGCCAAAUCAUGGCAUAAACCAAAAAUCCACCACUAA
This is a messenger RNA of Diatraea saccharalis (sugarcane borer), 396 nucleotides long. The record is from the annotation of a GenBank genome assembly. NCBI's taxonomy places the organism in Eukaryota, Metazoa, Arthropoda, Insecta, Lepidoptera, Crambidae.